Hypoxylon trugodes is the source of this 1118-nucleotide messenger RNA. RefSeq lists its product as uncharacterized. The coding region runs from base 35 to 676 and encodes 213 amino acids. NCBI's taxonomy places the organism in Eukaryota, Fungi, Ascomycota, Sordariomycetes, Xylariales, Hypoxylaceae. The transcript has a single exon. The record is from RefSeq and is a predicted model, not a curated record.
GAAAAAACAACCACUGAAAAACAACCUAGCCACCAUGAAGGUCAUCACUAUCCUCCACCUCCUCCUCGCCAUGCUUGGUGCUACAUUGGCAAUUAGCGGAGUAGUACCCGGCAACAACACUUUCGAGAUCCGGGUACGCAGGAACGAGACCAGUGGCCACCAUAAAAACAACCAUAAAAAAGACAACUCCACCCUCGACCCCCUCCAUUCUAUCGAAGACCCUAAGAUACGAGGUUCUUCGCGACCGACGCAAAUGUUCGACCUCGCCGCCGCCUCCACUAACAAACUCAACUGGCCGUACCCCCGCGUGAUCCCAGUUUCUCACACUGGGUGCACCGAUUGGCCGCUCCAAGUCGACAAGAUGAAAGUCGCGGUCCAGAAUAUGAUAGAAUGGAACGACAACGGAGGAGAAGUCGAGCCCCGAUGGCUGCACGCCGAGAUCCACGGGCAUGUCGGCGUGUACCAGUGCAACUGUAAAUGGAUGUACUACGACAAGGCGCCGGCAAGCGAGAUGUGGGAAUUCUUCGACCGUCUCGAGGACGAGUGCGGAGUCGGGCAGAGCGGCUGGAUUUUCAGCGAGGAGUGGGAGAAGGGCUGGGCUAUUGCUACUGCGAAGUAUAUACAGACUACUUCGCCGCCUGAGAGGUUAUGCCCUGAAUACUGCUGCGGGAUUUGAGCUGGGACUUUGGGGAUGGAUUGGGACUUGGUUGAGGGGUGGAAAACAUAUUUAUGACUCAUGAUAGCGACAUGUUUUGGAGUUUGGGGAAUGGCAUUUGUUCGUGGGUUUUUUUUUUUUUUUAUACCACGGAGUCAUGGGGUGGACUUUCUUUGGUACUAUACCAGACUUACGGAUAGCAAUCAAAGCACAGCGAAAACUACACACACAUAACUGGUCUUCUCGUAAACUUUGAAUGUGAAUUCUGAAUGUGAUGUCAGUAAAAUUGUGUAAAGUUAUUCAUUAAGCAUAACGCAUGAAACGUAUAAUAUCAUCGGAGAGGUAUAGUGACAAUGCCAAUAGUACUAAUAACAACAAUCCGUCCAUAACCCUAUUGUCUACCAUGCAAAAUGCGCCCUAUGGUAUAGGUCCUUCCUCAAACUCCCUGUGUAAAUGCAGAUUG